GAUUAAAUGAGUAUACAUCCAGUCGUGAAUAAAGACUCAAAGAAAGUAUGGCUGUGAUCCGUAAAAAUACUGGUUAAAGUUUUGGUAUUAUGCAAUCAGGAUCCAGCCUAGAUGGUCAAAUUUCAACAAACACACAGAACUGUCCUUCAAAAUAAUUUCUUAAGUAAUGGUUUCCUGACUGCAUAGAGUAAAAUGUGGAUGACGUUACGUUUUUUGGCCAUUCUUAAAAAAAAAUCGAAUCCCGAUUUGGAGCUAAAAGGCGAAAAAAACACUAUACUCAAACCGAAUAGCUCUUUGUGCAACAGCUCUACAUUUAAUGUGGUGCCGCUGGUGAAGUCUGCAGGCAGCACAAUAAACAAGUACAUUAACGUUGUCAUUAGAAUAUACUUAGACAGCAUUUAAAAAAAUCAACGUAAAAAUGGUAUACGUAACUUGUGGCUCAAACUUCAUUGUAAAAACAAAUACAUAUUCAGUAUUUAGCACGUGAUCAUAAAUUGCUUAGGAAUAAGUCUUUAACCACUUCCUGGCUACGGCAGACUCUGGCUCUUGCUGAAUCAGCCCGUUUGGACACUAACGUGACGAUCCCAAGUCAUAUGACUACCUGUAUGUACUUUUGCUGCUUAAAAGCUGUUCUGGUUGUUGAGAGAUUACAAAAGGAAACAAAGAAGCGAAUGAAACGGCCCGCUUCACUACUGAUUUUUUGUUACCAUGAAGCUUAUCAUUCUUGAUGACUACAAGCAGGCAAGUGAAUGGGCUGCCAAAUACAUCAGAAACCGAAUCCUUCAGUUCAACCCAGGCCCAGACAGAUACUUCACCUUGGGGCUCCCCACCGGAAGUACCCCCCUGGGCUGCUAUAAGAAGCUGAUAGAGCACUUCAAGAAGGGAGAACUCUCUUUCAAGUAUGUUAAGACCUUUAACAUGGAUGAAUAUGUGGGGCUUCCAAGAGAUCACCCUGAGAGCUACCAUUCCUUCAUGUGGAACAAUUUCUUCAAGCACACUGACAUCUGCGCUGAGAACACCCACAUCCUAGAUGGGAACGCACCUGACCUGCAGGCAGAGUGUGAGGCCUAUGAGGAGCAGAUCAGAGCUGCCGGAGGGAUAGAGCUCUUUGUGGGAGGGAUUGGACCCGAUGGACACAUUGCCUUCAAUGAGCCUGGCUCCAGCCUAGUGUCCCGGACACGGGUGAAAACAUUGGCCCUCGAUACCAUCCUAGCCAAUGCCAGGUUCUUUGAAGGGGAUCUCACCAAAGUUCCCACCAUGGCGCUGACGGUUGGGGUUGGAACAGUCAUGGAUGCCAGAGAGGUGAUGAUCGUCAUCACUGGGGCUCACAAAUCAUUCGCACUUUACAAGGCGAUCGAGGAAGGCGUUAACCACAUGUGGACCGUGUCUGCCUUCCAGCAGCAUCCCCAGACACUGUUUGUGUGUGACGAGGACGCCACACUAGAGCUGAAAGUUAAAACAGUCAAAUAUUUCAAAGGUAUGAUGCAGGUUCACAACAAACUUGUUGAGCCUUUGUCCAGCACUGAAGGAAAGAGUACUGACGUCAAGCCGUCGCCAGGGAAACCCUACAGCGACUGAAGCCCUUGGAAGAGCUUAGUUGAUGAAACACAUUGUGUACAAUUUAUAUAUACACUGCUGUGCAAAAGUCCAGAGAAAGCUGGCAGAAGGCACAGGUGUCGGUGUCCAUCCAUCAACAGUCCAAAGCACCUUUGACCAUUGUUCCAUAGUCCACUUUCUGUGUUCUUGUGCAUAUUUUAGCCUUUUAGUCUUGUUCCCCUUUCUUAGCAGAGGUAUUCUUACUGCAACACGUGCUUUAAGUCCUGAUUUUAAGAGUGAUCUUCGUACUGUUGAUUUGAUGGACAACGACACCUGUGCCUUCUGCCAGUUCUGUUCUCAAUUCAACAUUUCUUUCUAUUCCUUAAGGAUAUUAUCUUCAAGUACUGCUCAUCCUUGUUAGACCGCUGUUUGGGUCUUCCAGUCCUGGGUUUGUCAAUUACAGAUGAUGUUUCUCUGUACUUGUUGAUUAUGCUUCUGGUACCACACCUUGAAAAUCGAGUGAUGCGAGCUAUUUCCUUCUUUAUGCAAGUCAAGGUUGUUCUAAUAGUAGAAAACACUAGUGGAGGCUUUGAGUAAAUUGUUGAUGCUCAUAAUAGAAAAAUGCAACAUGUCUAAGACUUUUGCACAGAAGGGUAUAAUAUAUAUAUGUGUGUCUGAGAGCAGAGAUGGCUUUUGAGAAUUUCACUUUAAAUAGAUACUUUUCAUAUUUUAAAACCUAAAAACUGCCAGUGUUGCCGGCUUCUCAAUUGCAAAACUCUCAAUCAAAAACCUGUGGCAUUAAUGUUUGGUGGAAAAAAAAAAAAAAGUUUUGUAUUUUUCGACCAUUUUAAUACAAGAUACUGAUAUUUUGUGAGCAUUUAAUAAACUUCAUUUUUUUUUUCUAA
Messenger RNA from Acipenser ruthenus (sterlet), 2441 nucleotides. RefSeq names its product glucosamine-6-phosphate isomerase 1. Gene Ontology annotation, biological process: N-acetylneuraminate catabolic process; carbohydrate metabolic process; D-glucosamine catabolic process. Gene Ontology annotation, molecular function: identical protein binding; glucosamine-6-phosphate deaminase activity. The record is from RefSeq and is a predicted model, not a curated record. Bases 709 to 1578 code for a protein of 289 amino acids. The transcript has 7 exons. Gene Ontology annotation, cellular component: cytoplasm. Lineage: Eukaryota; Metazoa; Chordata; Actinopteri; Acipenseriformes; Acipenseridae.